This is a messenger RNA of Seminavis robusta, 1036 nucleotides long. Lineage: Eukaryota; Bacillariophyta; Bacillariophyceae; Naviculales; Naviculaceae. The record is from the annotation of a GenBank genome assembly.
GUUGUGGACAUCGUUUCACCAUCCUACGAAGCUCACAAAACAAGAACAAUCCAAAAGCAAAAACAAAGCUACAAAACCAAACAAUACAAGCCCUAAGAAGAAACUGAAACAUCCACAUACUGCAACCAAAUAAAUUGAAUCAAGCAAGCACCAUAAUACAGAGAAAGAAGACAAACAAAACAAAAGUGAAGCAACAAACACAGAAAACAACUGACAACACCAAAAACAGCCACGAAAACACCAAAAACAAAACUCCAAAACAACAGCAACACAAAAGAAAUUUCCAUUGAAAAUGAAGCUAACCACCACAUUCGCCCUAUUAAUCACCACUGCUCAUUUUGCCCCAUCAUUGGCAACCCAAAAACCUAAACACUCCCUUCGUGGAAGUAACCCAAAGAACCAACAGAACCAGGAUCUUACAGUAGUCUACCCAGAGUGUUAUGAGACCAAUCCCUCUUCAUCAGUCCUGGCUGGUGCAUUUGACUCUGAUAUUGAAGCCUACCGCUAUUGCAAGUAUGAGUGCCGCAAUGAUGUAUCUGUCUGCUUGGACUGGAUGUCAGCCUAUCCUAUGCCUGUCUACCCAGAGUGUGACGAGACCAACCCCUCUGGUGAUGUUUUGGCUGGAGUCUUUGACUCUGCAAGUGAGGCAUACAACUACUGUAUCGGAGAGUGCCGAAAGGAUGAUGCUAUCUGUCAAGUUUGGCAGGACAACUACCCUGAGACCAGGAAGCUUUCAGUAGUCUACCCAGAGUGUUAUGAGACCAACCCCUCUUCAUCAGUCCUGGCUGGUGCAUUUGACUCUGAUAUUGAAGCCUACCGCUAUUGCAAGUAUGAGUGCCGCAAUGAUGUAUCUGUCUGCUUGGACUGGAUGUCAGCCUAUCCUAUGCCUGUAUAUCCAGAGUGUGACGAGACCAACCCCUCUGGUGAUGUUUUGGCUGGAGUCUUUGACUCUGCAAGUGAGGCAUACAACUACUGUAUCGGAGAGUGCCGAAAGCAUGAUGCAAUCUGUCAAGUUUGGCAGGACAACUACCCAUAA